ACAGACUACUUGCUGCACUUAUGUAUUCUUAUUAUAAAAUUUGUACAGUUUAUAUACAGGAGUUCACUACUUGCCUGACUUGUAAAUAGCAAAUGCUGAUAUUUUAUAUCCAGACAUGAUUUCCAAGUACAAGGUAAAUGAUACAGUACAAAUUAGAUAUCUGAUGUAUAUUUUUACAGAAUUUUAAACAGUUGGCACUGUAGUACUGCAAGACAUAAGGAAACAAGAACUAUUCAUUGCAUGCAGGAGAUAUAAGAUAUUUCCCUUCUUGUACUUUUUGAUGCACAUAUACACAUUUGCAAUAUGCUGAAACAAACACAGAUGAGACAUAUUUCAAAUAAAAACAAUUUUUAAUGCAUUAAAGGAACAUUUUAUGGAAAGCAAGUAUGGAUUUGCAUAUUGCUGAAUGUGUAUGUUUUCUACAUGGUCAUUUCUUCAUUGCAGGCUUUGUCUCACAUGGGCCAGAAUUACGGAAAAGACACGUCAUCAUCAACAAUAGAUGGCGCACUGUUCAAAUGAAACAGAGAAACCCUUCGCAAUAUUUUGACGAUGAUGAAAAACUUUAUAAAUGUGACAAAUGUAUGUUUACGACUGCACAUAAAACAAGUAUAACACGUCAUGUUGAUGUCAUGCAUGGCGAUAAGAAAAACUCUGGUGUUUUUCAUUGUGAUCAGUGCCCUAAAAAAUGCAGGACUGCUUAUCUUUUGAAUGAGCAUAUACAUGGGAAACAUCAGGCUGGCUAUAUGUGUGAUCUGUGUGGAAAAAAGUUAGGAACAAAAGGUGGUUUGAGACACCACAAGAGAGAAAUACAUGAGGGAAGAUUCAGAUUUGUCUGUAAAAUUUGUGACAUGAAAUUCAGAAGUGGGGAAGCGAUGGAUGGACACAUGAAUUCAGUUCACACAUUGAAAGCACCCUACAUUUGUGAAAAAUGCGCAAGAUCAUACUACCAUAAACGAUCACUUAAAAAUCACUUGAAAUUCUGUGUUGGACCUAAAGGAAAACCAACUAUUAUAACAUGUGAUUUUGACGGGUGUGGGCUAACGUUCUUGUCAAAUGGAGGCAAGAUUGACCAUAUAGCAGCUAUGCAUACCAACAAACAGCACAUAUGUAACGUAUGUUCAAAGUCUUACCCAUAUAGAUCAUCACUGACUAAGCAUAGGAGAGCCAUGGGCCAUAAGAAAUUCCCAAACAUUAAGAAAGAAAAAGUUGAAAUAGAUGAUGGUGAAAUUGAACCAGUGGAAGAUAUGGGCAUUGGUGUUGAGGCUGCAGUAGUGGAGAAAGAUAACAUUGUUGAUGAUGAUGAUGAAAUACCAGAAAAAGAUGGCACAUUUGAUGAUGGAGAUAAUAAUAAUCAGGAUGAACUGGACAUUUAAAGUUUUGACAAUAAAACAAAAGAGUAGAACAAUAUCAAAAGAAUCAGCAGUGAGAAUUAUAAUACAAUGGUGGAUUGAUUAAGAAACAAUCAAUUGAAAUUCAAAGAGACUGAUUGUAUAAAACAACUGAGCAUUGAUAAGGUAUUCAGGGCUCUCACCAGGAAAUAUUUAGGGUGUGGUAGAAACGUCUUAAUGGUUCAAUCCUUUUUACAUGCUAAUAUUGUGUAUUCAGUAGAGUUUAGACUGUG
Molecule: messenger RNA, 1621 nt
Organism: Owenia fusiformis
Lineage: Eukaryota; Metazoa; Annelida; Polychaeta; Sabellida; Oweniidae
Source: the annotation of a GenBank genome assembly